Messenger RNA from Knipowitschia caucasica, 483 nucleotides. Lineage: Eukaryota; Metazoa; Chordata; Actinopteri; Gobiiformes; Gobiidae. The record is from the annotation of a GenBank genome assembly.
AUGACUAACACCAGGGGCAAGAGGAGGGGGACCCGGUACAUGUUCAGCAGACAGUUCCGAAAGCAUGGCCCCAUUCCCCUGUCCACGUACAUGCGCAUCUACAGGAAGGGUGACAUAGUUGACAUUAAGGGCACAGGAACCAUUCAGAAGGGUAUGCCUCAUAAGUGCUACCAUGGCAAGACAGGACGUGUUUACAAUGUAACCCAGCAUGCUGUUGGUAUCAUUGUCAACAAGCAAGUAAAGGGUAAAAUCCUGGCCAAGAGGAUUAAUGUUCGCAUUGAGCACGUCAAGCACUCAAAGAGCAGAGACAGUUUCAUUCAGCGUGUCAAAGAGAAUGAGGCGAAGAAACUGGAAGCCAAACAGAAGGGCACCUGGGUGGAGCUCAAGCGCCAGCCUGCGCCUCCUCGUGAUGCUCACUUUGUCAGCACCAAGAAGAACGAGCCCCAGCUGUUGGAGCCCAUCCCAUACGAGUUCAUGGCAUAA